This is a messenger RNA of Amyelois transitella, 4443 nucleotides long. It is a transcript of the gene Syn, whose product is annotated as synapsin. The transcript is spliced from 14 exons. Gene Ontology annotation, biological process: neurotransmitter secretion. NCBI's taxonomy places the organism in Eukaryota, Metazoa, Arthropoda, Insecta, Lepidoptera, Pyralidae. Gene Ontology annotation, cellular component: synaptic vesicle; synaptic vesicle membrane. The coding region runs from base 1 to 1938 and encodes 645 amino acids. Gene Ontology annotation, molecular function: ATP binding; metal ion binding. The record is from RefSeq and is a predicted model, not a curated record.
AUGCACGGCAUCUACCGGUCAAUUAAUUCAAACUUUAAUUUCGGAAAGGUCCUACCGAGGGCGCCACUGCCGCCGUGCCAUGUUGCCGCCCAAAAUCAAUAUCAGCGAGGAGGCGGCAAAAUAGAGCGCGCGGGGUGUCCUGGAAUCUGUGGCCCGCAGGCCGCGACCACUGCAACCCUGUCUUUCUCAAGCUUCCGCAACUCCUUCACCACCAAUGUCAAUUACCUGAAACGAAGAUUCAGCUCGGGGGAUCUCCAGUCGGAGUGCGAUGAAGGAGAAGUGGACCCCUACACGGGCCGCCCGGCGACCACCAGCCAGCCCAAGCCGCAGAAUCAGAGGCCGCCCUCCCAGGCAACUGGAGGUAGCAUCGGCAGCGCAUCCGGUGCGCCGGCGCCGGCUGCGGCCACGGCAGCUGGAGGGGAUCUCUCAUUGAACCUUCGUGGAGGCUCACGCGGCACCUCGGCACCAUCUUCACCGGCCAAAUCGAGGGAAUCUUUGCUGCAACGCGUUCAGUCGCUGACUGGAGCCGCCAGAGAUCAAGGCGCUAAUCUCCUUGGGAGUGUGACAUCAGUAGCUUCAGUCGGUCGCGGCUACAACCGGGAUCGAUGUGUGACCCUUUUGGUCGUAGAUGACCAGAACACCGACUGGUCCAAAUACUUCAGGGGUCGUCGCUUGCCCGGAGACUGGGACAUUCGCGUUGAACAAGCAGAGUUCAGGGAGCUGUCAGUCACAGCCAACUCGGAUGGGGCUAAUGUAUCCAUGGCAGUAUAUCGCAGUGGUACUAAGGUCACCCGAUGUUUCAAGCCAGAGUUCGUUCUGGUGCGGCAAAACGUCCGCGACGCAGGCGCCGACUAUCGCGCCUUGCUUUUGGGCCUCAAGUUCGGUGGGGUGCCUUCCAUCAACAGCCUCAACUCUAUCUAUCACUUCCAGGAUAGACCGUGGGUCUUCGGCCACCUUUUACAACUGCAGCGUCGCUUGGGAAGGGAAAACUUCCCACUCAUCGAGCAAACCUACUACCAUAAUCACACGGAUAUGGUAACGGCUCCGAAGUUCCCAGUUGUGAUCAAGAUAGGUCACGCUCACAGCGGAGUGGCUAAAGUGAAAGUGGACACCCUGGCCGACUUCCAGGAUAUUGCCGGGGUCGUGGCAAUGCUGGGGACCUAUUGCACCGUGGAGCCCUACAUCGAUGCAAAAUACGACAUCCAUAUACAGAAAAUAGGCACUAACUACAAAGCCUUUAUGCGCAAAUCCAUAUCGGGAAAUUGGAAAACCAAUCAGGGAUCGGCCAUGUUGGAGGCCAUUGGUAUGAACGACAGAUACAAGAUGUGGAUUGAUGAGGUCAGUGAAAUUUUCGGAGGUUUGGAAGUUUGCGCUUUGGAGCUGGUCGUGGGAAAAGAUGGCCGCGAGCACAUCAUCGAGUUGAAUGACUCCGCCACCUCGUUCAUGGGAGACUCCCAGGAAGAGGACCGCCGUCAUCUAGCAGAGCUGGUGCUUCAACGUAUGCAGGCUGUUUGCCGACCAGGCAUAACAAAGACGACAUCCCGAUCCUCAGUAUCAGGCAGUUCAGCCGCCGCGUCCCCCGAAGAGAGGUCGAUGCCGCUGCCGGGAGGGCCGCCGAGCGUGCCGCCGCCUGCGCCACUGGCCUCCGCCGCUAGCAUCGACCGCCCGCUGCCGCCCAUCCCGGCUGAACCAUCGCAGCCGCCGCCGCCGCCUCUCACCAGGCGGGACUCUCAAGCUUCACAAUCAUCCACCGUGUCAUCCGCUUCGGCCGCGCCCAGCACCGGCAGCGCCCCGAGCGGCACGGCGCCUACAGGCUCGGCCUCCGGUCGGGGGGGCUUCGCCCGCCAGGGCUCCCUCAGCGCCGCGCUUACUGAAGACGCAGAAGACACCAUGAAAAACCUUCGAAAGACCUUCGCGGGCAUUUUCGGCGAUAUGUAAACGUAGACGUUCUUGUACGGGAAUUGGACGGUAUUUGUACCAGGCUACGAAUAUUCUGAAAAACGUAUAAUAUGCUAGCUACGGUGUUGUACAGUCCCUACCAUUCAUAGACAUGUUAUAAUCGAAAUACGAAAUAUUCCUUAGCCGGCAGCAUGAAGCAGUUAUAUUUAAGUACAUAGAGCUCAAGAAAUAACUCAUGUAGAUAGCCACAUGGUACAAUACACGUUUCUUGUCCGGCACAACAUUCAAUUUAAUUUGUUUAAAAUAUUGACAUUUUAAUACAUACCUACCUAUACACAAUUAUCUUUAAGUAAUUUGGAACAGUAGCUGAAUAAAAUUAUCCGGUAUGAAGCUCAAGAAGCAUUUUUAUAAAAAACAAUGCUCAGUUUCAAAUUAAUAUUACACACCUACCGAGUUUUGAAGGGACCACCCCUUUAACCCAAAGUCCUGUCAAAAAGAGGCCGCAUAUAAACAGAAAAGUUAGUCUAGUCUUAAUAUAAAAUAAGUUUAGAUUUUUUACAAUAAGUUUAUUAUAAAUAUGAAAAUACGAAUCAUCUGAGCUGCAUUGUGAUGGAACCCGUGCGGUACCGGCGAGCGCCCGUGCUGCGCCGCGUCGUAGUAAACUUCUCUUUCACUGUCAGACUCCCUUCUUUACUUGCUGCACUUGUAAAAGUCGCUGAGAUUUACUUCUACAUUUCACACAUGUGACUCAUGUUUUUUUAGUGUUAAUAUUAUUAAGGACGAAUAAUAUGUUGUGGCAAUAAGUAGAAAGAACAAUUUAAGGGAUAUCGUUACAAUUUUUUCAAGUUUUAUAUGAAAGCGUGUUGCUUCUUUGUGUACUCGUAGAAUAAUCUGAAUGAACUGAUUCUUUAUUAAUUCCUAAACUAAACCAAAGAUUUAUUUUCUUAAAUUUACUUUAUUAUUCAUUAAUCAAAAUUGUUGGCAAAUGCGCUCUGAGCAAUGCUAUUUGAGACAAUAUUGUUAAAAGCGAGAAUUGAUCCACAUUUUAUACAUUAUUACUAGAUGUAUCUAAUAGAAUAGUAUGGUAAGAUCUUGUUAUGCGUAUGACCUUAUAUGAACAUUCAUACGGAGUUUUUCUUAUUUAAAAUUUUGUUUGUCUAUUUGAAAUGCUGCACUCUCAGUGCAAUAUUUCCUACUUCAUAUUCUUACUGCGAGUGUCUCACUCGAUCAUUGUGCUAUGUAUAGGUAACAAAGAUUUUGGAAAGUUAAACUUGAAUGUCAACGAAGUCUGACUGAUCGUCAUAUCAGGAAAAAUCUAAUGUUAUCUAUUUCGUCAAGCGCAUUGUGCUUUUCAUAUCUUUUUAGUAAAUAUUAUCUACCUUUAGUAGUAAGCUUAAUAUAACCUACUUAAUUAUUUAGCAAACGCGAGUUUGAAGUAGACAAAUAAUUUAAAAUGUGUCGUAGAAUAUUGUAUGUAAUAACCUAUUAUUAUAUGCGUCGAAUUUACGGGUUAACUGUCAGAUUUUAUUUAUUAAAACUUAGCAAAAAAUUAUAGCAAAUUAUUAGCAUUUUAAGUUUGUAUAAUGCUCCAACUGAAACCUACUUAUUGUUGAUGUAGAUAUUACAACGAAAAUAGGAAUACAAAUAUAAAUGUAAGACGGGAUAAUUCACAUUAAUUGAGGAAUCGGUAUCUUAGAAUUUACUUGUUAUGAUUAUAUUACAGAUAUCUAUUUAUUUACCUAUUUCAAAUUGGGGAUCAUAAACAUAAUUGGUACAUCGAACGGCAGUCAUUUUAUGUUUUAACCCUUUUCACGCUUAUAAAGUAAAAGUAGCUUCAAUCGUACCUACAUUAAAUAGAUACAUAACUUACGGUACCUAUUGGGCUUUGGCAAUACGUCAUACCUCUAUACGAAAUAUAGUAUGCUUAGACUAAUAAUUAUAUUGCACUUGUAGCUAGAUUUUGACACAAAACCCUAUAGCAUUACCUACACUGAUGAUAUAGUGUAACGAAUAACUAUACGUAAGUGUCUAUAAAGUGCGCAAUUAUAUAAAUUAUCUUACUUUCGAAUUAUAAACUGUAUAAUUUAUAGACACAUAGCAAUUGAAUUAUUUACAGUAAGUUCUCAAACUAUGGAUAAAGAAAUUUUGGUUGGUUACGUUUGUAUUAAAGAUUUAUUCUGCGUUCGUUAACUAAUUAAGGUAAUAUGAACACUAAAGUUAAUUAUAAAGCUGUUGUUGUUGUUGCUAAACAAGUUAUACAAUGUACUCAUAUGAAAUGAUGAAUAGUAUUUCCGAAAGACGAAUAACGGUAAAACAUUUUCACAAUCUGUAAAUGAAAUGAUCUAUGGCAAAAGUUAUCAUUUAUCCACAAAUCAUGUUUCAAACUUAAAACAAAUGUUUUAACGAUAUUCGGUCUUUUAUUAGAAAGACAUGGUCAGUCGAAACAACUAUACCUCGAAUAAUGCAUAAUCACUGAAGAAUCAGUAAAGUAGAAGAAAAAAAAUAUAAAUACCAUAAAAUUUUACAAUAUUGUUAAACCCUUUU